Bufo bufo (common toad) is the source of this 4778-nucleotide messenger RNA. RefSeq names its product germ cell-less 1, spermatogenesis associated (gene GMCL1). Gene Ontology annotation, biological process: germ cell development. Lineage: Eukaryota; Metazoa; Chordata; Amphibia; Anura; Bufonidae. The record is from RefSeq and is a predicted model, not a curated record. Gene Ontology annotation, molecular function: protein binding. The transcript has 15 exons.
GUCGCUUCGGAAGUUUUCCGGAAGUAGCCGAAGGUUGAGGGGGGCUCGGGACCGGAUGGAACGUUAAAAGCUACGGUGAACGGCGACGACGGCAUAGGGUGGCCCGGCGGCGGGUGUGUCCGGUGUCAGUAGGUGGCGGAAACGGGUGUUUUUUUUUUUGUUUUUUUCUGGUGGUUAUGGAAAGGAGCAUUAGAAGUGACCCCAAAGAGGCGUAUAAGUUGGAAUAAGUGGGUGACGAGAGGACCCCGCGGAGCGGCUGUCACCGUCUGCCAGGUGUCAGACACGCGAGGCUCCUGUACCGCCUGUCUGGGAGGACCAUGGGCUGCUAGGGCUUCUCCUCUUCCUUCCGACAUCUGCCAACUCUUCAUGGCUCCCCCGGCCGGCGGUGUGAUCCCGGAGGUGACCCGACACACAGGUUCCUACUAUGGGCUCUUUGAGCAGUAGACUGUUAGGCCAGGAGUCCUCAUCCCAGUCCGCCAGCUCUUGUAAAUGCAGGAAGCGAAAAAGAAGCCUAGAAUGUCAAUGUGACACUGAGACGGAUGAUGAGCUAGAAAACCUGCUCAAUACUCCUCGCAGGAAAAAGCUGAAAAGUACUUCCAAGUAUAUCUACCAGACCCUCUUCCUCAAUGGAGAGAACAGUGACAUAAAGAUCUGCGCACUUGGUAAAGAAUGGAACCUCCACAAAAUCUACCUCUGUCAGUCUGGAUACUUCUCCAGUAUGUUCUGUGGUUCCUGGAAAGAGUCCAACAUGAAUGUGAUAGAGCUGGAGAUACCCGACCACAAUAUUGAUGCAGAAGCUCUGCAGGUGACAUUUGGCUCGCUAUACAGGGAUGAUGUCUUGCUGAAACCCAGCCGUGUCAUAACCAUUUUAGCAGCUGCGUGCAUGCUCCAACUGGAUGGUUUAAUUCAGCAAUGUGGUGAGACCAUGAAAGAGACCAUCAGCGUUCAGACGGUCUGCAGCUAUUCCUCAGCAGCUGGCGUCUACGGGUUAGACUCUGUGAAGAAAAAGUGAUGCCUAGAAUGGCUUCUAAAUAAUUAAUGCACCCAUCAAAGUGUCGAUCUGUUCAAGGAGCUAAGCAUCAAUAUGAUAAAGCAGCUCAUCUGUUCUCCAGAUCUUCUUGUAAUGCAGGUGGAGAUGGAUGUGUACACAGCUUUAAAAAAGUGGAUGUUCCUGCAAAUAGUGCCUUCUUGGAACGGGUCCUUAAAACAGCUUCUCACGGAAGCAGAUUCCUGGUUCUCCAAACGCAAGAAAGAGCUAGAAGAUACUGGAAUCACCUUUCUAGAAACUGAACAGGGCUGCCCAUUUGUGUCAGUUUUCAAGCACCUGCGUAUGCAAUACAUCAUCAGUGACUUGGCAUCAGCAAGGAUCAUUGAGCGUGACUCUCUGAUACCCUCAGAGUGGUUGUCCUCUGUGUACAAGCAGCAGUGGUUCACUAUGCUCCGUGCUGAGCAGGAUAAUGAACACCGGGUGAUUUUACCACAUUUCCCUCAAGAAAUCAAUAAAGAAGAACUGGAGAACAAUAGUAUGAGAUGCGGCAGGAGACUUGCUAAAGAUGGUGAUUAUUGUUGGAGAUGGACUGGAUUUAACUUUGGCUUUGACUUGUUGGUAACGUACACGAAUCGCUACAUCAUUUUUAAAAGGAACACCCUGAACCAGCCGUGCAGCGGUUCUGUCAGUCUGCAGCCACAGAGGAACAUUGCGUUCAGGUUACGCUUGGUGUCAUUUGAUACAAAUGGUAAAGUCAUCUGCAGUCGAACUAGUGGCUAUCAGAUCCUCAGCCUGGAAAAAGAUCAGGAACAAGUGGUGAUGAACCUGGACAGUCGCCUACUUAUAUUUCCUCUCUACAUCUGCUGCAACUUUUUGUACACCUCUCCAGAGAAACGAGUGGAGUUGGAAGGACAGCUGGAAAGUCCAGACGUCUAAUAGUGCCACGGCCUACAUGAAGAUCUCCAUAUGUAAUCAUUCAAAUAGGGAACACUUUAUUUUGUUGUUGCCUUUCAGGUUUAUUUUGUUGACUCUUUGUACUAGGUCAAAGGACAGAACUUAUGCUGCCUAAUCAACACCUCCGAAUGUAGGCGCCUCUGCCAAAUGCAAGCCAAACGUCUGUAUGAAAUAUCCAUUAUAAUCAGUUGGUGCCGCCGUCUUUAUUUUUUUGUUUUCUACUUUCUAUCUGCUGUGCAGUCUUUUUUUUUUAUAGUUUAUAAUUAAAUGACGCCUGCCAAGCUACAAUCUGCACAUGUUAUUUAGUUGUGCAGUACAAUAUUUGGCAUGGUGGUUUGCAGUAAAGGAUUCCCGUGAGUUCUUGUGAGUUUUUUUUCUUCUUUUGUUCUUGUAAGAUUUUCACCCACAAGCCUUAAAGAUCUUGCAGAUAGACAGCCAUCUACUAGCAUAGAGAGCGACACGGGAACUUUCCUGUACCUUAACUGAAGUGUGAGGAACCAGGCAGACCUGCCUCCAAUGUAUUUUUCUCAGACUGUUUCAUUUCACUUGGGUUUACAGCAAAAUAAAAGAAAGGAGGAAAAGUGUUUAAUAGUAGUGGAAAUUCAUGAAUAAUUGCUUAGAUGGUCAUGGACACUGAGCUGUAUUUAGAGCACAUUCAAAGGAGAAUUUUCCACAGCUAGUCGUUCUUUAAAUGCAGUUAUACUGGCCAGAAAUGAAGAGAUUUCUCUCAGAUGAUCAAAGGCUUCAGUUCUCAGACCCUGCCUCUUCUAGCCUGGAAAAAUUACAUAUUAUUAUGGUCCAAUUUGAAUCUAAAACACUCAAUGGGGAACUGCCAGAUUGUUUCAUCCGGCUAAAACUAUGACGCACUAUACUGUAAUGUAAUGAAAUUGGAAUAGCUGAGUUUCAUUUGCCACUCUGUAGAUGUUUUGAAGGGACAGUAUGAGUUUUUUUUUUUUUAAGGAAAUUAUGACCAGUGUUGUCCAUUGGUUUUGUCUUGUAGUUUUUUUAUUCAUAUUCAUGGGGCUCAUCUGCAAUACUAAACACAGUCCAUGAAUACAGGUGGUGGAAUCCUGUCUAAGGGCAGCAAAUGAUAGAUCAGUGACAAAUAAGUGCUGUCCCUUCACACUGCGUAGUCUCAGUGUAUCCAAUGCGAUGAGCCUUCAGCCUGUUUGCCCUGCCUCCUGCUUGUGAUAAGUUUAUCCUUGUUAGCUCUUACAAGCAGGGUAACAGCAGUGUGAAGGCACGUCUUCUAGAAUACACUGGAAGUUCUGCGCACAGUACACACUGACUAACAGGAAGCGCAGGUGAGGGGAGUUUUAGAACUCUGCAGCUAAUCACUGUAUGGACUCGCGUAUAUCCACUGAAAUCGUGGUCUCUUACAUAGGGCAGAUGUUAUAUCUUUACCAGCACUCUGUGUAUAAGAGGAACAUGCAUAGGAACAAAGAGUGAAAAGCCAGUUGGGGAGGAUAGGUGUUUGAGCUUCCAGAAGUGCGUUAAGUGCCUGCCAAGAUAGCCAUUUAUUUCACGUGAAGAACAGUAGUAUAGUUCAUGCAGUUUCCACCGUUUUGCUUUUUCUUGCUAUAGUGUAUGUUUUUUAUCAAUUUUUUUUUGUCAUUUAAAUAAUUAAGCUUCAACACAUUCCUUAGCUUAUUGUUACAGAAUUAGCAAAAUAGAGGCCUUUAGACAAUAAUGCUACUUUAAAGACCACCAAUUUAAACCAGGCAUACAGCCUGGUAGGGUUGAUCAUGCUGAUUUUGAAACAGUAUCAUUUGUUUUUAGCUUUCAUCACUUUUAUAUUUAUGCAAACUAGUUAACACCAAGGGUCUGACUGUAGUGCUAGGAGCACCGCUACAGCUACUCCCUGGUGCUUAGUACACUCCCUUGUACCAUUUGAUUGACAGGGCAUGACCUCUCAUCUUGCCCUGACUUCUGGCGUCUGUGCUCUAGAUCUGCUGCUGUUUGCCAAGUAGUAAAGAUUCACAGUGCGCAGGCACCGAUGUCGUCAUUCCACCCACCAAGGCACCUGUGCCUCCACUUCUGGGUAGACUGAGGUCAUUCGCAUCGGCACACUAUGAAUCUGCACUCUUCGUCAAGAAGCACCAGAACUAGAGUGCAGGCGCUGAGUUUGUGACCCACUGUGCAGAUGUCAGAAGACGGGGCAAGACUACCCUGUUAGUCUAAUAGUAGGGGGUAUUAUACUGAGCAUCGGGGCGUAGCUGUAGGGGUGCUCCUAGCGCUCCAGCAAGCCCCUCGGUGCUCCAACUAAUUUGCAUGAAAAUAAAAGUAAUUAUAUUUCCAGCGCAGUACAAGCUAAAAAACAAAAGAUAGCAUUUCGACCUCCAUGAUCAACACUACCAGGCAACCCUGCUUUAGUAGGGUUGAUAUUGUUGACAGGUGCUCUCUAAUAUAUUGUGCUCCCCAAGCCAUACCUUUUGUAUUUGGCUGACAGCUGAAAAUGUUUUGCCCGAGGCACAUUUAAGAUAUGAUGUAUUAGUAUUGCCUUUUAAGCGCCUCUAAUUUCCCCCCACAGUUGAAAUUGCUGCAGCUUUUAUAUGACUGGUGUCGUUGUUGCUGUUAUUACUGUCCUUUUUUAUGAUGAGCCUACUUUCCCUGAAGUGCUUCAAGUAAAUUGUAACAUUGUGGCUGCAGCAGAUUACAUUGGCAUUAUGGUAGGAAGAACUGCACAGAUGUCAGUAAUUGAACCAGUGCUGAAUAAUCGUUUUCAAUUGUGGUAGAAAAUUAUGAUUUGCAAUAAAUAGGAUGCAUUUCCCUAUUUUCUAUCAUAUUGGAAGGAUAUCCUCAAAGUACGAAAGGAAGCUGGAGAUAUUUAAAAUGU